AUGCUAUAUUGCUAUAUAUAUGCAUGCUUGAAAGCUGAUUGUAGCAAUCAGGUAAGGAACUGGGAGUACUGGUAGAUGGCAAGAUGGACAUGAGCCAGCAAUGUGCCCUCACAGACCAGAAAGCCAACUGUAUCCUGGGCUGCAUGAAAAGAAACAAGGCCAGAAGGUUGAAGGAAGUGAUCCUGCACCUCUGCUCUGCGCUGGUGGGGUCCCACCUGGAGUGCUGUGGGCAGAUGUGGAGUUCUGAGAACAGGAGAGACGUAGAUCUGUUGGAGGGUGUCUGGAGGAGGACCACAAAAAGGAUGGUUCUGAGGGAUGGAGCCUUUCCUGUGAGGACAGGCUGAGAGAACUGGGGCUGUUCAGCCUGGGAAAGAGAAGGCUCUGGGGAGAUCUGAGAGAGGCGUUUCUGUAUGUAGAGGGGGACUGUAAGAAAGAAUGGGACAAUCUCUUUGGCAGGAAUAAGAUAUGAUAAGACAUGGGGAAAUGGUUUCAAACUGAAACAAGGAAUAUUUAGACUGGAUGUAAGGAAGUCAAGUUUUAUACAUUAUGGAUGGUAAGACACUGGAGCAGGUUGCCCCGAGAGGUGGUGGAUGUCCCAUCUGUGGAGACGUCCAAGGUCAGGCUGGAGGUGCUCUGAGCAUACUGAUCUGCCUGUUCGAUGCAGGGGAGUUGGACUAGGUGACCUUAAAAGAUCCCUUCCAACUCAGAUGAUUCUAUGAUUCUAGGUGACAGUGGGUUAGAGUGCAAGCCUAACAUCAAAGGUAGCAAUCAUGUUUUGUUAGUAUCUGUCAGAGCGCUCUUUCGUGUUGAUGACCAGAUACUUGAGGGAUUUAAGGGGUUUCGGAGCAUUUGCCCCUCAGUCCCGACUCAGCAUCUGCAGUACCCACCGACCCCACAAGAGGUCAGGAGGAGCUUUUUAGCUCUAUUUCUUCAGGGCGCUGAUUCCGUUGCCUAGCGACUAGCUGUCGUGCAGCCCUUUACGGCAGCGGGGCCCGUUCCCCCGUUCCGCCCUAGGCGGCGCCCGGCGGCGGCGGCUGCUGUGCCAUGUCGGGGCCGGGGCGGGCGGGGGAGGCGGACCGGACGCUGUUCGUGGGGAACCUGGAGAGCCGCGUGCGGGAGGAGAUACUCUACGAACUCUUCCUGCAGGCCGGACCAUUAACCAAAGUGACGAUUUGUAAAGACAAGGAAGGAAAACCUAAGUCUUUUGGAUUUGUCUGCUUUAAGCACAAAGAAUCAGUGCCUUAUGCAAUAGCGUUGCUGAAUGGAAUCCGUUUGUAUGGAAGACCAAUUAAAGUACGGUAUCGGUUUGGGAGUUCACACUCUUCAGAACUAAACAGCCCAACACAUGGUUUUGAGAACUAUGUUGACUUAUAUUCAUCUUCAUAUAGGUAUCAAGAGCCUUAUGGAAAUCCUCCAUUUCCUGUUACUCCUUUUCCAAUGAACAAUUGUUUACCUCAGGAAUACUCUGUCUUUCAGAAGAUGAUGAACCAUUUUUUAGAACAGCAGUACACAGUUCACAGUCCAGUGGGUCAGCAAUUUCCUUACUACCAGAUGACUCUGCCACUGCCUUCAAGCUUAUCCAUUCCUCCCUAUCAGAAUCAAGCUGCAAAUUUUAAGUCUGGGCAUAGUUCUUUUGAGUUGGCCGUGCCACAUUCAAGUGAUGGAAAAGUGUACCAGACGGAUGAAAGCACGUCUAAAAGAAAGAGAGAACAGCAAGGUUGUGAUAGCGACACUAGUACUGAAGAUGACAGAAUGAGACAAAGAGAUCAUGACCAAAAAUACAAUAAGUGCAAAGCCAAGAAGAAAAGGCAUUAAUACUGUAAUACUGGAUUAUUUUUACUCAUAUUUUCUAUUUUUAUUUGAAAGAAAUUCACUAAUUGUUGCACUUUAUUACAAAAGGAAUGUACAAGACUCAUAUUAAUUUUGAAAUACAUUAUGCAUAAAUUAUACUGAUAUUUUAUUUAACCUCAACCAAGUAAAAGAAGAAAGUAUUUUAAGGUAUAGGAAAUAUUUAAAAAGAUACAGUUUUCCUAUGGAAGGAAAACGUCAGUAAUUAUGCUUCUGUUUUCCAGGAAUUACAAAAGUCUGUUAUUUUGCUAAUUUAGACACUGUGCAAAUAUAUACUUUGAGCCACUCAUAAAGCAUAUGUAUCACUUCUAUGACUUGUGGAACUUACUAUUGUGACUGCUUUAAGGAUUCUCUGGAGCUGCUGAAGAACAGACUAGAAAUUCUAAGCGCUGUAUUAGAGUUUUGUUCAUCACUGAAGUAUCAAUACCUACAACUUUUCCUCUUUACUGAUCUAUCUCUAAUCUUAUGUUCCAUUAGGAUCACUGUGUACACUUAUUGUAACUUUUCUAGUAGUAAAUGCAAGGUUAAAAAAAAAAAAAAGGCAUUUGCACUAACUACAAGGCUUACGUACUGUAUCAGUUCUCAAAGUGAUCUACUUUAUGGUUAUGAUAUGCUCUGACUAGAACUGCAUACACUGUAGAUCUUUCGAUAAACUUACUCUCCAGUGCUCUAUUUGCUUAUUUGAGACUCCAGUCAUUAGUUAUAACAAAUGGAU
This is a messenger RNA of Phasianus colchicus (ring-necked pheasant), 2563 nucleotides long. RefSeq names its product RNA binding motif protein 11 (gene RBM11). NCBI's taxonomy places the organism in Eukaryota, Metazoa, Chordata, Aves, Galliformes, Phasianidae. Gene Ontology annotation, cellular component: nucleus. Gene Ontology annotation, biological process: regulation of alternative mRNA splicing, via spliceosome. Gene Ontology annotation, molecular function: single-stranded RNA binding. The record is from RefSeq and is a predicted model, not a curated record.